GCCUAUGGCAUCUAUCUAUCGCAUUACCUAGCCGACGACAUCUUCCCCGAAGCCUCUACCUGGGACUAUGCGUUCAUCGGUGGCUUCAACUUUGCCAUUGCUAUGCUCGUGGCACCCUUUGUGACAGUCUUCUGUCGCAGGUUUGGAACGCAUGUUGCCAUGUGCUGCGGCCUGGUCUUGCAGCUCGGCGGCUUCAUCGCUGCCUCAUUCGCGACUCAAAUCUGGCAGCUCCACCUCUCGCAGGGAGUCUUGAUCGGCUGUGGGAUUGGCUUCUUAUAUAUUCCCUGUCUUCCAGUCCUCUCGCAAUGGUUUGAUCGGAAACGAAGCCUGGCCAACGGUAUUAGUGCAGCAGGAUCUGGUGUCGGCGGCGCAGCCUUCACUUGGGGUACCGAGGCCAUCAUUCAGAGAUUCAGCAUUAGUUGGGCCUUGCGCAUCACGGGCAUCAUCGCUUUCGUGGCCAAUCUUACUGCGACGGUCUUCAUACGCGACAGGAACAAGGCCAUUCGGCCAUCCCAACUAGGCUUCGAUACCAAACUUCUGCGCCGCUACGAAGUAAUAUUGCUGCUUGCAUGGGUCUUCAUCAGCAUGCUGGGAUACAUCGUCCUACUCUUUUCACUCUCCGAUUUUGCACUGUCAAUAGGCCUCUCGCGAUCCCAAGCUACAGAUAUCAUCGGGCUUUUGAACGUCGGAACUGCGGUAGGGCGUCCAAUCAUCGGUAUACUGAGUGAUCGGUGGAGCAGGAUAGAUACAGCAGGAGCGUUGACCUUGCUGUGCGGUAUUUCAUGCUUUGCGUUCUGGCUACCUGCGACAUCCUACGCACUAACGGUGUUCUUUGCGAUUCUCUGCGGCGCGAUCGUUGGUGUAUUCUGGAUGACCAUUGGCCCGCUGUGCGUCGAAGUCGCGGGCAUCAAGAACUUGCAGUCGUUGCUCUCGCUGUCCUGGGCGGCAGUCAUUAUACCAGCAACAA
Molecule: messenger RNA, 967 nt
Organism: Alternaria infectoria
Lineage: Eukaryota; Fungi; Ascomycota; Dothideomycetes; Pleosporales; Pleosporaceae
Exons: 2
Biological process (GO): transmembrane transport
Molecular function (GO): transmembrane transporter activity
Source: RefSeq, a predicted model, not a curated record